AUGUUCGUGCGAGAAGUGCUGACGAGGCUGACAAAUGCUCAGCUGCGGGAGUUUUGUGCGGCGAAGGAGUUGUCUAUAAACGGCAAUAAAGAAAGAUUGAUUCGACGCUUGGUGAAUGCUAGUGACUGCCACGAGGGGACUUCGGGAGAAACGAUUCUUCAUUCUGCUCGAGAGAAUAUCGCAACGUCUACCCCGAAGAAAAGUGAAGAAGAAUAUUCGGACACCAUGUCGUCGAGUAGUAGCGAAGAUUCGCGAAAACGUGUGCGUGCGCCGCAGUUCACAUUCAAUGAUAUUGGUGACUCUUUGGAGAAAUUUUCUGGGGAGCGCACUGACAGAGACGUUCAUGACUGGCUAGAAGAGUUUGAAAACACGAGUGACAAUUUUGGUUGGAGUGACGCACAUAAGUUUGUGUACGGCCGCCGACUUCUGAAGGGCACGGCAAAAUUAUUCGUAAACAGUUCGAGUGGCUUGAAUUGUUGGGAGUCACUGAAAACUGCUCUAGAAGAAGAGUUCGGUGCGAAAGUUUCGAGUGCUGAGAUCCACGAGCUGCUUCGGAGUAGAAAGAAGAAGAACGAUGAGUCAUUUUUGCAGUAUAUUUACCAUAUGCAAAAUAUUGCAAAACGAGCCCGUGUUGAAGAAGAUGCUAUCUGUGAAUACGUCGCGAACGGUGUGAAUGACAUUGCAGUAAAUAAAAUCUGCUUGUACGGGGCGAAUACGAUUGCCGAACUGAAAGUCCGCAUUAAACAGUAUGAGAAAAUGAAGAGCCAUAUGCGUGAACCAACCCACCGUGCUACGAAGAACACCAACACAAGUGAACGUGACCGCGAGAAGAGAGACUCAAAAUCUGGUGCGAAAGAUUACACUCACACAACCAAUGCCAGUGACAGCUUGCGAUGUUAUAAUUGUGGUAAUCGGGGCCACUAUGCGAAUGACUGUGACACAAAAUCGCGCGGCCCGAAAUGCUUUGGUUGUGGUGAGCACGGGCAUCUAGCCAAAAACUGUGAGCGGGAGAAGAAGCAAACCGAUGUGAACGCGCUCUCGGAAGGUAUGCCGGUGUGCGAGGUGCAAGUUGGCGACUUGGUUUUGCGCACACUGUUCGAUACCGGGAGCCGAUACAAUCUGCUGUGUGAGAGUGUGUAUGUGAAAGUUGGAGAACCGUUGCUGCAUCGUACAACAAUGAGCUUCACUGGAUUCGGUGCGGCAAAAACACCAGCGCGUGGUACGGUCGAGCUCGAUGUAUGUGUGGGAGCCGAAAAGUUUCCGACGAUGACGUUUUACGUCGUCCCACCGGGGUCCAUGCGAUACGACGCCAUUCUCGGCAUGAGCGCACUCACCUUCAUGGACGUGGAAGUGAAUGAGAGAGGAGUAAACAUUAAAAAGAAAGUGAUUGAAAACGAUGUCGCGGACGAAAGUGAACUGAUGCAGAUUUUGAAUGUGUGUGAGCCGGGAGCGAUCGAUGUCGAUCCAAAGUAUGUCGACGUUAUCCAGGACAUCAUCGCAAAUUACAACCCAAAACGUGAAGUGAACAGUCGUGUGGAAACGAAGAUUAUCUUAACCGAUGACGAGCCGGUUCGCUCGGCACCACGGCGAUUCGCACCGAAGGAGAAAAAAGUGCUAGAAGAAACCAUCGACGAUUGGCUGAGAUCGGGCAUAGUGCGCGAAAGUGCUAGUGAGUAUGCAAGCCCAGUUACACUGGCACCGAAGAAAAACGGUUCUUUACGUGUGUGCGUCGAUUACCGACAGCUAAAUCGGAAAGUAGUGAAGGAUUGUUUCCCUAUGCGGAACAUUGAGGACCAAAUCGAUAGAUUGAAAAACGCGAAAGUGUUCACUACUCUUGACUUGAAGAAUUCGUUCUUUCACGUGCCGGUCGAGGCUACCAGCCAGAAAUAUACCAGUUUUGUGACGCACUUGGGACAAUACGAGUUCCUCAAAACACCCUUUGGAUUGUGUAACAGUCCAGCGAGUUUUAGCCGGUUCGUGGCGGAUGUUUUUCGCGAUCAGAUCAGAAGCGGUGUGUUGAUCAUUUACGUCGACGACGCUAUUAUCGCGUCCGACACACCAGAAGAAAACGUCGCGAUAUUGCGACAAGUGCUGAAAGUGGCCAGUGAAAACGGACUGCAGUUUAAUUGGGAAAAGUCGCAAUUCCUAAAAAACGAGGUCGAGUAUCUGGGGUAUUUGAUUAGUGAAGGGAAGUACCGAAUGUCUCCAGUACCGAAUGUCUCCAGAGAAAAUUCGUGCGGUGAAGAACUUUCGUGUUCCGGGUAA
This is a messenger RNA of Uranotaenia lowii, 2265 nucleotides long. RefSeq lists its product as uncharacterized. The coding region runs from base 1 to 2265 and encodes 754 amino acids. The record is from RefSeq and is a predicted model, not a curated record. NCBI's taxonomy places the organism in Eukaryota, Metazoa, Arthropoda, Insecta, Diptera, Culicidae. The transcript has a single exon. Gene Ontology annotation, molecular function: zinc ion binding; nucleic acid binding.